Messenger RNA from Pediculus humanus corporis (human body louse), 1056 nucleotides. RefSeq names its product Lumican, putative. The record is from RefSeq and is a predicted model, not a curated record. The transcript has 4 exons. Bases 1 to 1056 code for a protein of 351 amino acids. NCBI's taxonomy places the organism in Eukaryota, Metazoa, Arthropoda, Insecta, Psocodea, Pediculidae. Gene Ontology annotation, molecular function: protein binding.
AUGCGAAAAUCAUUUUUGUUUGCUUUGAGCUACACAAUUUUAUUUAAAUUAUCAUCCGUUAAUUCAUUCGAUGGAUUUUUUUCUCCAUCACGAAAUGCCGAAGUAAAAUCAAAAAGAUGUACAUACAUGAGAACUCAUGGAAUGUUGGCUGUGGAUUGUUAUGCAUUAGGAUUAACUAAUAUUCCAUCAGUUCUUAGAUCAAACAUUGAGGUUUUAGACGUUACAUACAACAGAAUUAGAGAAAUAUUCAAUUCAUCAUUUGUUAAUUAUUCAUUUUUAAGAAUAUUGUAUUUAUCUGAUAAUAGUAUUUCUUAUAUUGAAUCUGGAGCAUUUGAACCUCUCGAAGAUUUAGAAGUUUUGGAUUUGACAUUAAAUUCUUUGCAUUCCGUUCCUGAUGCAUUUGCGAGUCUUCCAGUACUUAGAAAACUCAUGAUUGGAAGCAAUCCGUUUGUCGAUGUUGUUUUCGACAAAGUCCUACCUUCCAUACAAUAUUUAUCCGUUAGUAAUUGUAAAUUAAAACGUUUUCCCAAUUUUACAUCACUUCCCGGAUUACUUCAAUUAAACAUGUCUGACAAUCAAAUUCAGUCCAUAGACCUUCGUAACGUGUCUCCCAUGUGUCGUCUUCAACUUCUCGAUCUUCGGGGUAAUCCUCGUCUUUUCAAACAAGAAUAUUGCAACUGUCAACUCCUUUUGGCGUGGAUAAAAAGACGUCAAGGAGAGAAUUUCAAACUUUUCCCCGAACCUGAUUUUAUUUGUAAAAAUUCUACCGAAGGGAAAAUCCUCAACGUCGAUCCGGAAAUGUGUAACGGAAAUGAAACUCAAACGCUACUGGAAGAAAGCGACCUUGUUGCCAAAUCGUGUGAAACUGAAGUCAUGAAAUAUGGAUCUGGACCACUCAGAUUAAAAGGAUCCGUUACGUGGAUGUUGGUUGCCGCGGGUGUUAGCGCUUUUAUUCUUCUUUUGUUUUUCGGUUUGUAUUGUAUAAGAAAAAGGCACGAAAUGAAAGAAUCAGAAUCAGAGAGAUCGAAUGUUCGGGAAAAAUGUUGGAGGACUUGA